UCUUGGUGCUGUCUUUUUAUUACUUUUUGACCACGAUUGUUCCUCCGUCGGCGUUAUUCAACAUUCAUCAUAUUGUUUGACAGAAUAAAUCACGUGUCAAUAGUGUACCUGGUGCUGGGCAUGCAAGUGUCUCCCGUCAAAAACAAUUGAACUGACAUUAUGGCUGAUUCCUCGUACGAGAAGGGACUGAGUGAGUUAUCGAAAAUGAAGGUCGCCGAUUUGAAAGCUGAAUUGAAGCAACGCGGACUGCCUACCACUGGCAAUAAGACCGAGCUCGUCGAGAGGCUUCAACUUGCCAUUCAUGGUGACGCGAGUCUAUCUCUAGAUGAAACCACUGAUGAAAUCCUGGACGAGGAUGCAGUGCUUGGAGACGAGGAAAUUGAGGAAUUGUCGACGAAACCGGACUCCCAAGACGUUGGAGAGAAGAGGAAAUCGACUGAGGACAGCAGUCCCAUUCAGGCUAAGAAAAUAAUUCUGAACAGAAAUCCUGUUAUUGAGGAGGUGAAGGUGGACGAGCCCGAGGAGAAGGAGGAAAAGUCUGAGGGAGCUGAUGACAGUGGACCAGCUAAGAAAGUUAUCAAGCUCUCGGAGCUGGGGGUCAAGGAGCGUUUAGAGAUGAGAGCCAAAAAGUUUGGGGUGCCUCUCUCAGACACUGCUAAGAAGGAGGUUAGGUCUGCCAGGUUCAACAGUGAAAAUCAGAGCAAUGGAAAGUCCUCUGCGUCGAUAAAAACUCCAGUUAAUACUUCUUACGAGGUCUUGAAGAAGAGAGCUGAAAGAUUUGGAACUAAUGCCUCUGGUCUCAUGGAAAAGGCUGAACUCGAAGCGAGAAUAGAAAAACGUAAAGCUCGCUUUGGUGAAGUGAAACCAAUAGAGAAAACAUUCCCCAACAGAGUAAAAAUUGUCAAAUGAUAUUCCAUACUCUAUACCAAAAAAGUGAACUUAGACCCCUAGCUGUAAACCUUUGUUUCUCCACUGAAAAAAAUUCAUCAAGAAUCAAAAGACAUCAAAUUAAGUGUCGCAUUUCACCCACAACUUAGUAAUGAUGGUAAAGUACAUUUACAAAAGUUGACGUUUCAUUUAUGAUUAUUUUACGGAUUAAUGGGAUGAUGAAUUAAUACACAAUUUUUACGCAAAAAAUUAAUUUGUUUAUUUCAUUUUCUAGAUAUAAUCAGGCUUUCGUUUCAUAAAUAUUGUGUGUACAAACGAAAAAACUGUCUACGAGGCCAAAUAUUUUAUUUUUCUUUUCCAUGAAUUGAGUGUUUUGAGAUAGAAAAAAAAUUAAAAUAUAAAAAAGAUUAUUGUAUCGUCUUGCCAGAGCCAAUUACAUUAAUAACAACUCCAUUUAAAAUCGCAUCUCCCAGAGACAAACGAAAAAUAGCUGUGCGUGUUUUUUUUUCAAAAAGGGUGGCCCUAUGUAAUGAAUUGCAUUCGUUGAAAAAAGAGAAACGAAAAAAUAAUUAAUCACGAGUGUGUAAAUAAAAAGUCAUUACUCCUCGCA
Molecule: messenger RNA, 1498 nt
Organism: Diachasma alloeum
Lineage: Eukaryota; Metazoa; Arthropoda; Insecta; Hymenoptera; Braconidae
Product: SAP domain-containing ribonucleoprotein
Exons: 6
Coding region: 160-909 (249 amino acids)
Biological process (GO): poly(A)+ mRNA export from nucleus
Cellular component (GO): nucleus
Source: RefSeq, a predicted model, not a curated record